UCAUUCCACACCAUACACACCACUAGUCAAAUAACAACACACAACGUUGUUGGUCUUCUUGAUCUUGUUCUUGACCAUUAUCAUCAUCAUGGGUGCAACUAGAUACCUGCCUGCAGGUUUCAAUAGGGAAGAAUCGAGGAGCCAUGAGAGGUUCAAUUAUGGAUUAUAUGCUGAUGAGCAGAACACGAGUUUUGUUGAUGUGGAGUUUGAGUUUCUAGAUGAUAUUGGUGAGAUUUCAUUAGGAAAAAGGGCAAGCAGCGAUGAGUUUGGUCCAAUUGAAAUGGACUUGGAUGAAGAUCAUGAGAGGGUCGAUGAUGGUAGAACAGAGGAGAAUACAAGUUUUUGGGACAACCAAUUCCAGCUAUUGCAGACCAACCUAUGCAGAACAAGUUCGGUGGAGUCAAGGAUAAGAAAUGCGACUAAAGAAGUGGUUCAUGACAUAUACAGCUCAGGAAUAGAGUGCGGUUGCAGCAGAGAGUUGGCAGCCAGCUACUGUAGAAACUGUUUGAUGAGAGAAGUCUCCAGAAGGCUUCAGAAGGCAGGUUUUAACAGUGCCAUUUGCCAAACCAAAUGGAGAAACUCUAGUGUUCCAUCUGGGGAGCAUACUUUUCUGGAUGUGAUCGAAAGUAGCAAAGGGAAAGGAGAUGUUAGGGUGAUCAUAGAGCUAAAUUUCCGAGCAGAGUUCGAGUUAGCGAGGGCAAGCGAGGGCUACAACCGCCUUGUGCGGCGGCUCCCGGAGGUGUAUGUGGGGAAAGUAGAGAGAUUAAGCAACGUGAUCAAGAUCUUGUGCAUGGCAGCCAAAAGGUGCACCAAAGAAAACAAAAUGCACAUGGGACCUUGGAGGAAGCUGAGGUACAUGGAAGCCAAGUGGUUGGGUCCAUGUAAAAGGAACAUUUCAACCACUUCCCUUUCAAUGGGAUAUUCUGAUCAGGGGAUGCCAAAACAGAAGCCAAAGGCAUCACUCUUAACAGUGGAUCUGCUUGAGAAGCUUCCCAAUAUGCACUGUACGGCUGUGGAAGUUGUGUGAUUAAUUAGUUUUUACUUUUUUAUCAAGAUAUAGUUUUUGCUUUAUUUCUAUAUAGGGAAAAGAAGAGUCAGGCCAACAUAUUCUUAAGUACGUAAAAAUAUAGCUUUUUUGUCCUAUGCAAAAAUAGUUUUUAGCAAUUCCAAGGAACUUCAAAGGUUAAUUAAGAUUCUAUUUUUGUUGAUAGUAUUAUAUGUAUAUGUAGAUAAAAUGAAGCAUUCUUGAGUUAUAUCUUUUA
Molecule: messenger RNA, 1262 nt
Organism: Lotus japonicus
Lineage: Eukaryota; Viridiplantae; Streptophyta; Magnoliopsida; Fabales; Fabaceae
Exons: 3
Coding region: 89-1027 (312 amino acids)
Source: RefSeq, a predicted model, not a curated record